AUGGUACUCCCUCACCCUUUCGAUCCUCUCUCUGCCGAUGAGAUCUCGGCUUCCGUCGACAUUGUCAAGAAGUACCAUUCCGGGCCAUGCUACUUCAACGUCGUCUCUCUGCACGAGCCUCGCAAGGCUGAGAUGCUCCGAUGGCUCGAGCAUCCUUCCGACAGCAACCGUCCUGCCCGAAUUGCUGAUGUUGUUGUCAUUCUUCCUGACGGAAAGGUCUAUGAUGGUCUUGUCGACCUCAAGACCAAGAAGGUGACUAAGUGGGAGAAGCUGGAUGGUCUUCAGCCUAUUAUCACCCCCGAGGAGCUCAACCAGGUCGAGACCAUCAUGCGAAAGGAUCCCGAGGUCAUCAAGCAAUGCGAGAUCUCUGGCAUCCCCGCGUCCGACAUGCACAAGGUCUACUGCGAUCCUUGGACCAUUGGCUACGAUGAGCGCUUCGGCAACUCUGUUCGCCUCCAGCAAGCCCUCAUGUACUACCGCCCCGACCCGGAUACCUUCCAGUACCAGUAUCCCCUCGACUUCUGCCCCAUUUUUGACGGCGCCAAGAAGGCCAUCAUCCACAUCGACAUCCCCAAGGUCCGACGUCCUCUCAGCCAGCAGAAGCCCAUUGACUACAUCCCCCGUGCUAUCGAGGCUGCUGGCGGAUACCGAAAGGACAUCAAGCCUAUCAACAUUACCCAGCCUGAGGGUGUUUCUUUCACCAUGAAUGGCCGUGUGCUGUCGUGGCAGAACUGGAAGUUCCACAUUGGCUUCAACUACAAGGAGGGUAUCGUGCUCAACCACAUCACCUUCAACGACAAGGGCAUUGAGCGUCCCGUCUUCUACCGUCUCUCGCUCUCUGAGAUGGUUGUGCCUUAUGGCAACCCUGAGCAUCCUCACCAGCGCAAGCACGCCUUUGAUCUCGGUGAAUACGGUGCUGGUUACCUGACCAACUCGCUGGCUCUCGGCUGCGACUGCAAGGGUGUCAUUCACUAUCUCGAUGCCGACUUUGCUACCCGCGAUGGUUCUAUCCGCACCAUCAAGAACGCUAUCUGCAUUCACGAGGAGGACAACGGUAUUCUCUUCAAGCACACCGACUUUAGAGAUGACUCCGUCACCGUCACUCGUGCCCGCAAGCUCAUCGUGCAGCAGAUCUUUACUGCCGCCAACUACGAGUACGCUUGCCAAUGGGUCUUCCAUCAGGACGGAACCAUCCAGCCCGAGAUCAAGCUCACUGGUAUCCUCAACACCUACUCUCUCAACCCUGGUGAGGAUGCUGGUCCUUGGGGUACUGAGGUGUAUCCCCAGGUCAACGCGCACAACCAUCAGCAUCUCUUCUGUCUCCGCAUCAACCCCAUGAUUGACGGAACAAAGAACACCGUCAACAUGGUCGACACAGUCCCCAGCGACGCUCCUGUUGGCAGCCCCGAGAACUUCUACGGCAAUGCUUUCUACGCCAAGAAGACCAAGCUUCGCACCAGCGGCGAGGCCAAGACUGACUACAACGGCGCUACGAGCCGCACAUGGGAGAUGGUCAACGAGUCCAAGCUUCACCCCUACAGCAAGAAGCCUGUCUCUUACAAGCUUGUGAGCAGAGAGGUUCCUGGUCUGCUGCCCAAGCCUGGUAGCUUGGUGUGGAAGCGUGCUGGCUUUGCCCGCCACGCCGUGCACGUUACUCCUUACCGUGACGAUGAGCUCUGGCCUGCUGGUCGCCACGUCCCCCAGACCUCUGGCGAGCCCUCAAUGGGUCUCCCCCAAUGGAUGGCCAACAACAACGAAUCUACCGAAAACACCGACAUCGUCCUCUGGCACACAUUCGGCGUGACACACAUCCCCGCCCCCGAGGACUUCCCCAUCAUGCCCGUCGAGCCUAUGACGCUGCUCCUGCGGCCGCGCAACUUCUUCACCAACAACCCCUGCAUGGACGUGCCUCCCAGCUACUCCAUCACCCCCACCCAGGUGGCUGAGAAGAAGGGCGCGCUGGAUCAGACCGACAAGGUUAGCCAGCUGGCUUUUGGUGGUAAGAGCUGCUGCUCGGGUGGAAGUGCUUCUGCUAGGCUGUAA
Fusarium keratoplasticum is the source of this 2043-nucleotide messenger RNA. Its product is annotated as Amine oxidase. The record is from RefSeq and is a predicted model, not a curated record. NCBI's taxonomy places the organism in Eukaryota, Fungi, Ascomycota, Sordariomycetes, Hypocreales, Nectriaceae. The coding region runs from base 1 to 2043 and encodes 680 amino acids. Gene Ontology annotation, biological process: amine metabolic process. Gene Ontology annotation, molecular function: quinone binding; primary methylamine oxidase activity; copper ion binding. The transcript has 3 exons.